Messenger RNA from Cynoglossus semilaevis (tongue sole), 1983 nucleotides. RefSeq names its product eukaryotic translation initiation factor 4A2 (gene eif4a2). The record is from RefSeq and is a predicted model, not a curated record. Gene Ontology annotation, molecular function: RNA helicase activity; ATP binding; nucleic acid binding. Bases 105 to 1340 code for a protein of 411 amino acids. The transcript is spliced from 11 exons. NCBI's taxonomy places the organism in Eukaryota, Metazoa, Chordata, Actinopteri, Pleuronectiformes, Cynoglossidae.
AAACGAGCGCCGUGUUCCUCAAUGAAAAUAGUCCGACCGCAUAAAGGCAGUUGGCAUCGCCAUCAGCGAUCUUUCCAGUCGCAUGCCGAAGUUGGGGACGGAUCAUGUCUAGCGAUUCUGCUGAUUACAACAGCUCAAGAGAUAGAGACCAUGGGGGGCCAGAAGGAAUGGAGCCUGAUGGUGUCAUCGAGAGCAAUUGGAACGAGAUUACGGAUAAUUUCGAUGACAUGAACCUGAAAGAGACUCUUCUCAGGGGAAUAUAUGCGUAUGGUUUUGAAAAACCCUCUGCUAUUCAACAGAGGGCGAUCAUUCCUUGUAUCCAAGGCCAUGAUGUCAUUGCCCAAGCCCAGUCUGGCACUGGCAAGACAGCCACGUUUGCCAUCUCUAUCCUUCAGCAGCUGGAGAUAGAGCAGAAGGAGACCCAAGCUUUGGUCUUGGCUCCCACCAGAGAGCUGGCUCAGCAGAUCCAAAAAGUGAUUCUGGCUCUGGGUGACUACAUGCAGGCAUCAUGUCAUGCCUGCAUUGGUGGGACCAACAUGCGAAAUGAAAUCGCUAAGUUUCAGGCUGAGGCUCCCCACAUAGUUGUCGGUACACCAGGACGUGUAUAUGAUAUGAUUAACAGGGGUCAUCUGUUCCCAAAGUAUAUCAAGAUGUUUGUGUUGGAUGAAGCCGAUGAGAUGUUGAGCCGAGGAUUCAAAGACCAGAUCUAUGAGAUUUUUCAAAAACUCAGCACAAACAUUCAAGUGGUUCUUCUUUCUGCCACAAUGCCUCAAGAUGUGCUGGAGGUGACCAAGAAGUUCAUGCGGGAGCCUAUUCGAAUCUUGGUGAAGAAAGAAGAGCUUACCCUAGAGGGUAUCAAGCAGUUCUACAUUAAUGUAGAACGAGAGGAGUGGAAGCUGGACACCUUGUGUGAUCUGUACGAGACACUCACCAUUACCCAAGCGGUGAUCUUCCUGAACACGAGGAGAAAAGUCGACUGGUUGACAGAGAAGAUGCAUGCAAGAGACUUCACCGUCUCUGCUCUGCACGGUGAUAUGGAUCAAAAGGAGCGUGAUGUCAUUAUGAGGGAGUUUAGAUCUGGCUCAAGUAGAGUGUUGAUCACAACUGAUCUUCUGGCUCGUGGGAUUGAUGUCCAGCAGGUUUCCCUGGUCAUUAACUAUGACCUUCCUACAAACCGAGAGAACUACAUUCAUAGAAUUGGUCGCGGUGGCCGAUUCGGCAGAAAGGGAGUUGCUAUCAACUUUGUCACAGAGGAGGACAAGAGGAUUCUUCGAGAUAUUGAAACGUUUUACAACACAACAGUGGAGGAGAUGCCUAUGAAUGUAGCCGAUCUGAUUUGAGCUGCAGAAUUCAACUUGUCACUUAUUCUUUUUUUAAAUGCAGUGAUAGCGGUCGUCCACUGGCAUUGUGCUUAUAUUCGAGGGGGAAAAAAACUUCUCAAUGCUAAAACUUGGAUCAAAUUUUUCGGUGUAUGUUAAAGCGAGGUGACCUAAAUGGUGGUGCCUCUUGGACAGUUGUAGAUUCUAACCUUAUGGCUGGUUGGAGCUACAAAGCGAUGGGGUCUGAAAAUGUUAUAGUUGUUUUCAGGUCUAUUUUUCCUUGGUCGUUAAGGUUGCGUGUAUUUGAUGUACUACAACAUUUAGUAACUUACUUGUGGACAAAACGGUAUAAGUGCUGUAUAAAGUCUGCAAAUUAUGUUAUGCUAACAUAUGUGCAAUGUAUUGUGGGCCUACUUUAACAGAGGCACUUGUCAUGUUAAAAUGUAGAUUCACUUGCUUUAUUUUGUUAUCUUUUGUGAAUGUGUUAAUUUAAAUUGUUUUAUUUUUAUCCCUCAUGCUCGAUUAGAUUUCCUCACCAGUUGGCUUUAUGUUGCUGAUGUGGUUUUAUCCUUAACAGAGUAUAUUGGUAUCCCCCUUGACUACUUUUGCAAAUUUCCUCCUCCCUAAUUGUAUGUCUUAAUAAACAUAAAUUGCUGUAUAAAUA